GAAAUUUUCGUAUUCAUCUGAUUGCAAUCAUCGGUUCCAUUAGAACUUUUUUACUGUUUUCAAGUUUAUUUUCUUUCAUUUGAUUGUUACUCGUGAUUUCUGUGCUUCGUGAUGGCUCCUAUUCUUGGUUAUUGGAAUCUUCGUGGUCUUGGUGAUCCAAUUCGUCUCUUGUUGGCUCAAGCUGAUGUCGAAUAUGAACUUAAGACUUACAACAUCGGUGCUGCUCCUGAGUAUUCAAAAGAUGAUUUUCGGUCUGGAGCAAAUGAACUAGGACUUGAUUUCCCUAAUUUACCUUAUUACAUUGAUGGUGACGUUAAACUAUCACAAACUGUUGCUAUUUUGCGAUAUUUGGGACGGAAAAAUGGACUAGCUGGUACUGAAGAAAAUGAGGUAACUCGAUGUGAUUUAGCUGAACAAGCGUCGAUGGAUAUGAUCAUGUUCUUGUUCAAAUGUUGGCGAACUCAUGAUGAAACAGCACAAAAAGAAAUCAAUGAAUAUAUUCCACCUAAAUUGGAACAAUUAAACAAAUUCCUUGGAUCUGGUCCUUUCGUUCUUGGUGAGAAAGUUUCAUACGCUGAUUGUAUCAUGUAUUCUCUAUUGGAUUUCGUCCGAAUUUACAAAUGCGAAUUGAUUGAAGCUCAUUCAACACUCAAAGAUUUUCUUUCUAAAUUUGAAUCCUUACCCAAAAUCGAUGGAUAUUUGAAAAGCGACAAAUUCAGUCGCUUACCAAUAAGCGGUCCAAUGUAUGGAUGGGGAGGAAGCGCUGAGCCAUCAGAAACAGUAGAAACUCCAGUAACAGUUGAAGUGGCCGAGACUCAAGAAGUUCCUGAGGCCACAGAAUAAAUAAUUUCAUUGAUGAAACUUUACUAUCAAAUAAAAUCCAAAAAAUGUAAAAUCUUCACGAUUUGAAUUAGAUUAUCAAAAUAAUCGAUACAAAUAAUAGUGAAUAAAUUUCAAUUUCUUCAUCUUCAA
Panonychus citri (citrus red mite) is the source of this 972-nucleotide messenger RNA. RefSeq names its product glutathione S-transferase Mu 1-like. Bases 112 to 843 code for a protein of 243 amino acids. Lineage: Eukaryota; Metazoa; Arthropoda; Arachnida; Trombidiformes; Tetranychidae. The record is from RefSeq and is a predicted model, not a curated record. Gene Ontology annotation, molecular function: glutathione transferase activity. Gene Ontology annotation, biological process: glutathione metabolic process. The transcript is spliced from 2 exons.